AUUCUGUCACAUAUCAACGAUAUUACCUAUUCUGUGGCUGUCACAUGACAUAUAGAAAAUUCAAAACAAUUCUUUAUACACUUGUACAGCUUUUCUUUUCAGAUUUGCAAAAUUUGAUUGAUGUCGUUUAUUGUAAUUGAGGAUAGUCGUAAUUGGAAUAAUAAAUAGUGCAGUACUUAUAAACACUCACAGCACAUAUUAUAAUAAUUUAAUAUUGAAUCACUUUAAAAUGGUUACUGAAUCAGUUUGCGAAAUGGAAACAAUAAAUGACUUGUUGGACAAAAUGACUUUGCGUCAGUUACAUUUAAUGGAAGAUAAGAUGAGAAGUGAAGUGAAUAUUGAAACCAGUAUAAAUAAUGGCUGUUUUCAUUUAGCAAAAUCACGAUAUAUUAUGGGUCAAACAUCUGUAAGCAAGGAGAGACUUCCUAUGGAAGCGAGUGCAGAGUUUUCAGCAUCAACACAGUGUGAAACUGUUGAAGAAGAUAAUACGAAACAAUUUAAAAUUAUUGAAAAUAAUUCCAAUACUGUGAAUCCAAUGCAUUGGUUUGGAGUUUUAGUUCCUCAGAACUUACAUAAAGCAAAAAGCAUUUUUCAAAAUACUCUUAAUUUUGUUGUGGAAUGUGCUAACAUUCAAAUACAGUUAUUAGAGAAUUUGAACAACAUAAUGCUUUUGAAAAGCUAUAAGGAUGCAGUUAAAUCAACAUAGGUAAGAUCCGAGUUUCCCAAUUAUUUAGCAAAUUUCGUAGAAGUGAUUGAAACAAUUAUAUUAUUAUUCAAAUGUCAAAUAUAUU
Molecule: messenger RNA, 791 nt
Organism: Zerene cesonia (dogface butterfly)
Lineage: Eukaryota; Metazoa; Arthropoda; Insecta; Lepidoptera; Pieridae
Product: coiled-coil domain-containing protein 115-like
Exons: 2
Coding region: 230-706 (158 amino acids)
Biological process (GO): vacuolar proton-transporting V-type ATPase complex assembly
Cellular component (GO): extrinsic component of endoplasmic reticulum membrane
Source: RefSeq, a predicted model, not a curated record